Messenger RNA from Aureobasidium subglaciale EXF-2481, 2150 nucleotides. RefSeq lists its product as uncharacterized. The record is from RefSeq and is a predicted model, not a curated record. Lineage: Eukaryota; Fungi; Ascomycota; Dothideomycetes; Dothideales; Saccotheciaceae. Bases 360 to 1940 code for a protein of 526 amino acids. The transcript has a single exon.
AAGACCACAACGUCAUGCCACUUUUGUCUUGCUUCCUCUUGUGAGUCUCGACAUGUUUCGCUCCUUCCUCUGCUGUCAUGCUUCGCUCCUUCCUCUGCCGUCAUAUUUCGCUCCUUCCUCUGCCGUCAUGUUUCGCUCUCACGAGACAAUUUCUCCUGUCCGUAAUAGGUAGGUACGCUUAGAGACAACACAAAGGUUUGACGGUUCUUUACUGCUACACAGACACGGCUGGGCCAUGUGAUUUGUCGAAUGGCUGGACUGCGCCCCGGCCGCGACGAGAUCCAAGACUACUCGAACGAGUGCAGACUGCUAUAUACUCGUCCAAGUGAUGCCGAUUGACAAACAAACACGCGUCCAGCAUGGUGUCGCACAUUGAGGCACCCGAGCAGAGGCUACCCAGUCCGCGACGCCCACCUUGGGCCUCCAGCAGAGCCUCGACGACACGCCGCCAUCGUUCAACACGCUCCCACCACGCUGCAUCUCCUUUGUCGCCGCUGAACGAGUUUCCCGUCUUUGCGCAUACUGGUGAUGUCGACGUUGUCAUCUCGUCAUACUCCGGUCGCAAGGAGCAGCGCUACCUGCUUCAUACCAUAAUCCUGAGCCAAUGCUCGUCCUUCUUCGCUGUAGACACGAAGCGCCCACCCGUACACAAUGCUCUGCCUGCUCCCCAAUCCGCUUCUUUGUCGCGCAUCGGCGACAUCAACUCGAGCAGAAGCAGUCUGGACUCGAUGGAUGCGCGACGCCUCACCUACGUCCUCGACUGGAAACACACAAGAGAAGGAGACACACCACGACUCGUCCAGCGUCCAAUCGCCAUGAGUCCGCCGCCCGUCUCGCGUAACAAGCCGCCUGCUUCGUCCUCUGCCUUCUUCCGCUCCAUGUCGAACCUGUCCGCCCUAUCCUUGAACCAAAAACCAGUUGCGCCGCCGAGCCCAGAUGAUCAAGUGCUGAGAGAUUAUGACAACAUGUUCCGCAUCUUCUACAACUAUCCUCCUACGCUAAGUACUGUCAACAUUGCUGAUGCCUAUAUCGAAUCAAAGAGCCUGCUACAUCUGGCUCAGAUGUACGAUGCUCUAGACGUUGUAGGCUUGCGCAUAGACCACCACCUUCUGGCUUUCCAAGGUCGCCUGUUCAAGCAGAUUGCUCGCUAUCCACCAUCCUAUCUCAAGCUUGCCUGCCUAGCCAAGUCAAAGCUUAUCUACACCGAAGCCUUGAUCCACAUCGUGGGCCAGUGGCCACAAGCACAGUCACAGCUCGUCAACCACGUUGAUCCGCUUGUUCUCGAUAUCAUCGAAGACAAGGUCCAAGAGUUGGAAGACGCCAAAUUGCGCAUUGAAGUGCGUCUCUUCAGGCUGACCCUGACUACCAGUCGUGGCGAGCGCGUCAAACCCUCAAACGCUUACUUAGAGUGGAUGGCCAUGAGCCUCUUCCGCCAGUGGCUGGCUGAAAACACCACUCCUGCUCCAACGUCCAUCCUCAAGAAUUCAUCACGUCCGUCUUCCUCCGAUGCCGCUUCGGCCUCUGCCUCUGUGUCAGGACCAUCAGGUCGUCCGUCCAGUUCAAGAGCGCUGGUCACCACCAAAUCUCAAACACCUCAACAUCCACCACCAGCUCAUAACUUAGGCCGGGUGUAUCGCCUCCUGGGCAGCACAAAUAAAGAGGCCUACCUGAAUCAUGAGGAGCGUAAACGCUUCCUCAAGCUCACACCUGAGAUGUACUCUCGCGAUAACCUCAAAAGGUUCGAACGGAGAAUUGAUGAGAUCAAGAAUCUAGCGAGAGAUGCUGUAAAACCACUCACUCGCAACUUCCUCGAACUCGAUUCAGGCAGUCUUAUGCCGCCACCAACUGGGCGAAGUAGCGCUACUGCUCCCUCCACUGGCGGACUUGGCUAUCUGACCUGCACAAAGGUGCUCGAGGAGGACUUUCCUUGGGCUGCCUGACGGCUGAGGCCGUUACAAACAUGAUUUCACGAUUGAUGAUGAUGACGCGGAUAAUUCAGUUUAUGUUCUUCUCACGGCCCUCGAUUUCUCACUAUGCGUAAUCUCUUCAUCCACGAUCUUCGUUUACUUUGCUUUCCGCUCUCGCACAGCUUCUCACUGAUACCCACCUCUCUAUAUUAGCUUAGUAUGCAUUCAUUCCUUCGCAUCGGU